GACCAGAGAGGAAGAGGAGAGGGAGGAAGAAGAGACACAGCUAGAGGAGUCUCCAUCUUCGCCAUACCAAUCAUGACUCUGGAAGACGACCUCUGAAAUUCUGUUUGGUGUUAAGACUCUUCAGCUACAGGACCAACGCCACACUGAGUUCUGACCAGAUGGAGGUGAAUGCGGUUAAAAAACGUCAUCGCACACGAUCAAAAGGAGUCAGAGCCACCGUGGAAGCAGUGACACAGGAGUUAUUCAGCUGUCCCACUCCAGGCUGUGAUGGCAGCGGUCACGUCAGCGGAAAGUACGCCAGACACCGCAGUGUCUACGGCUGCCCGCUGGCCAAGAAGAGGAAGGCUCUGGAAAAACAACCACUGGAGCCAGCUGCCAAGAGGAGGCCCUUCCUCACCUCCUGCACAGGGGAGGAGGAGGAGGAGGAGGAGGAGGACCCCAGCGCCUACACCAACUAUGAGAAUGAAGCCAUGGAGAUGGGGGAGGAAGGAAAGGAGCAGGGAGAGAUAGUAGAGGAGGACGAGGAGGAAGAGGAGGGGGAGAGAGAAGGAGAUGAAGAUGGCGAUGUGGAGGACGAGUUCUCGGAGGAUAAUGAGGAGCAGGGAGAGGAAGAGGAGGAAGAGGAGGAGGAGGAGGAAGAAGAAGAGGAGGAGGUGGAGGUGGAGAGAGCGGAUACAACCAUUGGGGGAGAGCGGGCGGAGGAGGAGGAGGACGAGGAGGAGGAGGGGAUGUAUGAGGAGGAGGAAGAAGUGGAGGAUGGUGAUGAUGAGGACGAGCAGGAGGAUGAUGGAGAGGAUGAAGAGCAAGAGGAGGAGGAAGAGGAGGGGCAGAAUCGUCAACAUGUAGAGAACCACUACAAACCCAGUGGACAAUCAAAGCUCAUUUCAAUUCAGAAGGACGACAACAACAACAACAGCUGCACCAUCAGCGCCGGAAACGGCACCGGAGAGGAGUACGAGAACUACGACGAGCUGGUUGCCAAGUCACUCCUCAACCUAGGAAAGAUUGCAGAAGACGCUGCCUACCAGGCCAUGACCGAGUCUGAGAUGAACAGCAACUCUUCCAACAGUGCCGGGGAAGACGAAGACGACGAGGAGUAUGAUGGCAGCAAUCAUGGUGACCGGAAGGGUGAACUCAGCGUAGACCUGGACAGCGAUGUAGUCAGGGAGACGGUAGAUUCCCUGAAGCUCUUGGCGCAGGGACAUGGCGCCAUGCUGCCCGAGGACGGCUAUCCAGAAGGCACCAUGGUGGACGAUGUCGGCCACGCUAACGGGCGAACCGGGUUGGGGAUUAGAGGUCAGGCGGAGGAGAGCGAGGAGGAGGUGUGUCUCAGCAGUCUGGAGUGUCUGAGGAACCAAUGCUUCGAUCUGGCUCGGAAACUCAGCGAGACCCAGACAUGCGAUCGUCCCACCCACCAUGCUCUCCAUCACCAAGUCCAAGUCCCAACAGACCAUCAGGGGGUGCAUCACCUGAACAGGUACGACACCUGCCAACAGAGUGAACAGGAAGAGCACAGGUCUCUGGAACGCAGCUACUCCGACAUGGUGAAUCUGAUGAAGCUGGAGGAGCAGCUGAGCCCGGGUUCCAGAGGUUAUCCAACCAGCUGCAGCCAGGAGGGCGACGAGGACACCACAUCGGUGGCCUCUGACCGCUCGGACGAGACCUUCGACAUGGCUAAGGGAAACCUGUCGCUGCUGGAGAAAGCCAUCGCCUUGGAAUCAGAGAGGGCGAAGGUCAUGAGGGACCGUAUGGCCUCAGAGCACUCGUUGUCCCGUCGGGAUCACCAUCAUCAUCGAGGUCAUGGCGAGCAUAGCUCGAGGCUGAGCUGCGCCGGCGAGGAGCGCAAGUCCAGGAUGCACCACGACGGGUUGAAGAGGGCGUACUACCCUAAAGACUCUUCCAGGGGCGAGAAAAAAGAGAGCAAGUGUCCGACGCCGGGCUGUGACGGGACCGGUCAUGUGACGGGUCUGUACCCGCACCACCGCAGCCUGUCUGGGUGUCCUCACAAAGACAGAGUCCCGCCUGAGAUCCUUGCCAUGUAUGAGAAUGUUUUAAAGUGCCCCACUCCCGGCUGCUCUGGACGGGGUCAUGUCAAUAGCAACAGGAACUCGCAUCGCAGUCUGUCCGGCUGUCCCAUCGCUGCCGCAGAGAAGAUGGCGAAGGUCCACGAGAAGAGCCUCCCAACUGACAGCGGCAGUAAGACCAAUCAGACGUCAGACCGUGUCCUCAGGCCGAUGUGUUUCGUCAAGCAACUGGAGAUUCCUCAGUACGGAUACAAAAACAACGUUCCCACCAGCACGCCACGGUCCAACCUGGCCAAGGAGUUGGAAAAAUACUCCAAGACCAGCUACGACUACGGCGGCUACGACAGCCAGCACGGCAGCUACGGAAAGAGAGGCCCGACAAACAAAUCCCACCACGGGCGAGACACCUCUCCAAAGGGUUAUGAUGCCAAGCGCUACUGUAAGACGUCAAGCCCGGCCAGCAGUACGACCAGCAGCUACGCUCCCAGCAGCAGCAGCAGCCUGAGCUGUGGAGGAGUUGGAGGAGGUGGUGGAGGAGGAGGAGGUGGCGGUGGAGGAGGAGGAGGAAGCAGCGCCAGCAGCACCUGCAGUAAGAGCAGCUUCGACUACACCCACGACAUGGAGGCGGCCCACAUGGCGGCCACGGCCAUCCUCAACCUGUCCACGAGGUGCAGGGAGCUCCCGCACGCUCUGGGAGGGAAACCCCAGGACCUGCUGACACAGAUCUCAGCAGUCAACUUGAGCCCAGUUGGCGACCUUGAUGACAGCGGUGCUGUGGAUGUAGCUGGUCAGCCCGGCGGUCCGGAGGGCAGCGGGACAGUGCUAACCCCCCUGCAGCCGAUGUCACCCCAGCGGCAGGCUCUGCUCAGCAGCCGCUGCUACCAGCUGAGCGACACAGACUGCUGGGACCUGCCCGUCGACUACACCAAGAUCAAACGGCUGGGGGAUGAGCAGGACCACAAAGAGUCUGCUUAUUUCUCGUCUCUACACCAGAGCGACGAGCUGGAUCCCUUCCAGGAGCUGCUGGACGAGCAGCGCUACCCAGCUGAGGUCACAAUGCCCAGCCCCAAACACCACAAGUACCCGCCCUGCAAGGAGAGCAAGAAGGAGCUCAUCACGUUGUCAAGCUGCCAGCUGGCCGACAAGAACAUGCGCGGGAUGAUGACAUCCAACUCACAAGAACUCAGGUGUCCGACCCCUGGCUGCGAUGGAUCUGGACACAUCACUGGAAACUACGCCUCCCACAGGAGUCUGUCCGGUUGUCCACGCGCCAAGAAGAGUGGCAUCAAAAUCCUGCACAGCAAAGAGGAUAAGGACGACCAGGAGCCAAUCAAGUGUCCAGUGCCGGGCUGUGAUGGACAGGGUCAUGUGACGGGGAAGUACGCCUCCCACCGCAGCGCAUCAGGCUGCCCCUUGGCGGCAAAGAGGCAGAAGGACAGCUACGUCAACGGCUCGCAAUUUGUCUGGAAAUCUGGCAAGACAGACGGCAUGAGUUGCCCAACCCCAGGCUGUGACGGCUCGGGACAUGUCAGCGGCAGCUUCCUGACGCAUCGGAGUCUUUCCGGUUGUCCCCGUGCCACCUCGGCCAUGAAGAAGGCCAGGAUGAGCGGUGUGGAGAUGCUGACAAUCAAGCAAAGAGCAAGCAAAGGCAUUGAAAAUGAUGAGGAAAUCAAACAGCUGGAUGAAGAAAUCAAAGAUCUGAACGAGUCCAACAAUCAAGUGGAAUCCGACAUGAUAAAACUGAGGACACAAAUCACCACCAUGGAGACCAACCUGAAGUCCAUUGAGGAGGAGAACAAGGUGAUCGAGCAGCAGAACGACUCACUUCUGCACGAGCUGGCCAACCUCAGUCAGUCGCUCAUCAACAGUUUAGCUAACAUUCAGCUUCCGCACAUGGAGCCAAUGAAUGAACAGAACUUUGACACUUAUGUGAGUACGUUGACAGACAUGUACACUCAUCAGGACCAGUACCAGAGCCCGGAGAACAAGGCGUUGCUGGAGAACAUCAAACAGGCCGUUCAGGGUAUCCAGGUCUAGCCCUGACAGAGGCCAAAAUAACAAAUGCAAAGCAAAAACAACAACAAAAAAAAUCAAAA
Plectropomus leopardus (leopard coralgrouper) is the source of this 4120-nucleotide messenger RNA. It is a transcript of the gene myt1la, whose product is annotated as myelin transcription factor 1-like, a. Gene Ontology annotation, molecular function: DNA-binding transcription factor activity, RNA polymerase II-specific; zinc ion binding; RNA polymerase II cis-regulatory region sequence-specific DNA binding. The record is from RefSeq and is a predicted model, not a curated record. NCBI's taxonomy places the organism in Eukaryota, Metazoa, Chordata, Actinopteri, Perciformes, Serranidae. Gene Ontology annotation, cellular component: nucleus. Gene Ontology annotation, biological process: regulation of transcription by RNA polymerase II.